Pleurotus ostreatus (oyster mushroom) is the source of this 612-nucleotide messenger RNA. RefSeq lists its product as uncharacterized. The record is from RefSeq and is a predicted model, not a curated record. The transcript is spliced from 4 exons. Lineage: Eukaryota; Fungi; Basidiomycota; Agaricomycetes; Agaricales; Pleurotaceae. The coding region runs from base 1 to 612 and encodes 203 amino acids.
AUGUCGACUUUUGCCACCUCAUGGCUGGGCUUUGUGACGACCGACGAAUAUCGCGCAAAUCCGCAGUCGAUGAACGAUGAGCUGCAGCCGUUAGGAAAAGAUGCCGGAUGCAUGAGAGUAUACCACGGAGUUCAGCACGAAGACCCAGAAUUUGGCUACUUGAUACCCGUAUGGCCCUCCUCCGAGAGCAGACAGACGUUCCGGGAAAGCCAACGGAAUACAGAAGUUCAAACUGUGAUCCUUGCCACCAAAGUCGGCACGAUUGGUGAGGCGAUGGGCGUGGACUUCAAGUCCAAUCCAGCGCCGGUAUUCGAGGCCGGCAUUGUUGAGGUGUUGAUGGUUGAGCUCAAAGAUGGCAAGACCGCGGCUGAUAUUGCACCCUACCUCGACGAGAUGACUUCGAUGAGAGGGCACGGUGUCGUGGACGGAACAUGGGGUACAUCGGACAAAAGUGAUGGACAGAUUGUCGUGGUCAUUGGUUGGAAAUCAAUUGAGGCGACGUUUGUAGCGGCGGGGGCAACAGAGAGCCUCAAGACGAUCAUGGGCAGUAUUUUAGAAAUAGCAACGCUGAAGGCCAACCAUGUGCAACUGCAUCACUUUGUAUUGGAGUAG